AUGUAUGAUGAUAUAAAGAAAAAGAAAAGUGAAAAUCGGAAAAAAAAAAAAAAAGGCCAUGAGGAAAAAAAUAGUUCUAUCAAUGAAAAUGGAAGCGAAAACGCUAAAAAGGGUGUAGAAAAAAACGGCGGAAAUGUAACCAACAUUAUUAAAUACGAAAACGCAAAAGUAAAUAAAAAUGGUGAUGAAUACACAAACCAGGACAAGUGUGCAUCGCACAAGGGUACCCCCAAACCCGACUUGCGCGGGGGUACAAAUGAUGAUCAAAACAUGUAUUACAUCUUCGAAGAGUUAAUAUUUAAGGAAGACAUGAAAAAAAAAGUACGCCAUUACACAUGGUUCUAUUACUUCGAAAAUAUGGUGUUAAAAUUGGACAACUUUGUAACCCAAAUAUUGAACUACUCCUACUACAUUCUUAACAACAUGGUUACCCCCUCAAACUGUAGUGGCAUAAAUAACAAGCGUAUCAUACUUCUGGUACAGUCAACUCUUACAGUGCAAAUGGUAAAUGGCAGGAAUAGGAAAAAAAAAUUCACCUCCAGUUUUAACCACAAUGCAUUUAAACACAUAGAACAAAUAGUUAUGCACAAAGAAGACAUAAACACAAACAGUAAAAUAAAUAAAAACGAACUGAAAAUUCUAAACUAUUUAAAAAAUCAAAACAUAAAAAGUAUGAUUUAUAUUAACGACAUUUUUGAGCCACAAUUUUUUUCUAUAUUGUUUUUAGUCCAUACAACAGAGGAAAAAGAAACUACCAAUUUUAUUAGCAAACAAAAUGACAUAACAGAACACUCCCCGAAUAAAAAUGACCAAAAAUUAGAUUAUAAUGAGUGUGGGAUAAUGAGAGGGUAUGAUAUAAUCCUUCUAAGGUAUUCGUAUGAAAUUAUUUAUUUUUACAAAAAUAGUAAAGCGACGGCAAGCUACAAUAAUCCUAUAUAUAACCAGGCAAACCAGCAUGGAAAAAUUACAGAAAAAAAACAUCACAACAGCAAAAUACAGCAACAAAAUGAUCAUCCAAAUGAGCAGGUCUCAAGGGGAACUAAUAACAGCACGCUCAAUAAAGACAUAAUAGAAAAAAACAAAUAUCACAAGAUGCUCACAUGGAAGAACUACUUAAACAAAUCAAAUGAAUUAAAACAGUGUGUUGUUCUUGAUGCGCUAAAUAUAUGUUCCGGAAUGGAUGGAUAUAUUGACGGAGAAAAUUUUAACUUUGACGUUUUAGUAAAUGACGCGUACUCCUACUUGGUGAAAUACAAAACGAAGUUGUCCAUCUUCCGGUUGAUAUACGCCGUUACGUCCCUACUGAAGAGCCAAAUGCGACCAAUUAUAUAUAUUCCCCACUGGUGGUACCAUGACAUACCUUUUUGCGAAAAUAAUAUCCUCGAAUCAGGAGAUUUCCACUUAUUCGUUUUUAAGGAAUUAGAAAAAGACGGGUUCCUUAAAAUUGGAAAUAAAAACAAAGAUUCUUCUGUGCUAACCAUGGAUGAAAAGGAUACAGAUUUGUUUGUCGAGUUGGCCAUAGAGCAAAAUGCAAUCCUCUGCACGAAUAAUAACGAUAUCAUUAAAUACUACAUAGACAUUUGUGAAAAUGCAAAAGUUUCCAAGUUCAUUGCAAAGGGAACCUUUUUUAUGCUGGCCAACUUUCUUUAA
Plasmodium fragile is the source of this 1650-nucleotide messenger RNA. RefSeq lists its product as uncharacterized. Lineage: Eukaryota; Apicomplexa; Aconoidasida; Haemosporida; Plasmodiidae. The transcript has 5 exons. The record is from RefSeq and is a predicted model, not a curated record. Bases 1 to 1650 code for a protein of 549 amino acids.